AUGAGUUUCCUAGAUGAUAAUUAUGGAUACAGCUUGGUAGUAGUUGUUUUGCUUAUAUCUUAUGUCUCUUUCUAGGCCAUUAUUGAGCAUAAAAAGAUACACUUGAUCCACGAAACUGGAUUUGGUAUGCUAAUAGGUCUGAUAAUUGGUGUUUUUUUCAAAUUCUUUUCAAAUAAAAUAUCAUUCUCAGGAGAGAGCUUCUUUGAGAUUAUAUUGCCUCCAAUCAUUUUUGCAGCUGGUUAUAACCUAAAAAAGAAGAAAUUCUUUGAAAAUUUCUUCUACAUUACCUUAUUCGCUGUAAUAGGUACUUUAAUCAACUUUUUUAUUACUCUCUUUAUCACCAAGGGAUUCGAAGAAGCUGGUAUGAUUGUAGAUCUGGAAAAUCAAAAGGUUGAUCUUAACAACAAAGACCUAUUAUAUUUUAGUGCCACUAUGUGUGCAUCUGAUGCAAUUGCAGCUUUAACUCUCAUUAAUAGUACAAUUUACCCCAAGCUAUUUAGUAUUGUCUUUGGCGAAGGUUUGCUUAAUGAUGCUGUAGCCAUUAUCUUAUUCAAAUCUGUAGAAUCAAUUGUUGGAUCUAAUGGCUCAGUAAAGUUAGAUUCAGGAAUUAUCUUGGAGCUUUUUGGUAGCUUUUUGAAAAACUGCUUGCUAUCUGUUUUAAUUGGUAUUUUAAUGGCUAUUAUUGCCACACUGAUGACUAAGAAGUUCCGUUUUUUGGUUUCUGAUCCUAUUAAGGAGAAUAUUUUUUUGCUUUUGAUAGGAUAUGGAACAUAUUGUUUGGCUGAGUUAGUAGAUGUUUCAAGUGUAAUUGCCCUUUUGACUUCUGGUAUUUUAAUGAGUCACUACAUGAGAUACAAUAUGUCGGAAUAUGGCAGAAUCUCCACAGCCAUAACAGUGAGCACUCUUUCUUAAAUCGCUGAAAGUUUCCUUUUCAUUUAUUUGGGCAUUUCUGCCUGGACUUACAUGAGUGAUGUCAACAAAGUUUCAGUUACAUUCAUUGCUAUCAGUUUCCUUAUUACAUGCAUCGCUCGUAUUGGAUGUAUAUUUAUCACUUCUGGUAUUGCUUAUUUAUUCAAGAAAAAAACAUGGAGUGUAAACAUUUAUGAGUUGCUUAUUAUUUGGUUUUCUGGACUAAUUCGUGGUGCCGUUGCUUUUGCUCUUAUUAUUACAGUAGAAAAGGAACUUAAUCCUAUUGUUAUAAGCACUAUUUUGUUUAUUGUCUUCUUCACUACAGUAGUACUAGGAGCUUUUAUGCCAUUCUACAUCAAGUUUUUUAUUAAGAAAAUGAGUUCUUCAGAGAAGAUCAAAAUAAGAGAAUAACUUUUGAGUGAAAGUAAAAGCAGAAAGAAGAAAGAAAAAAACAAAAAGCCCAGCUUAAUAAAGAAAUUAGAUGAGGAGGUACUAAAACCCUUAUUUAUUUAUGACUAUUACAAUAGAAAGUUAGACAUUCAAAUCGAAAAGUAAAAGCAAAAAGAAGAUCAAGAAUUGCAAAUCACUUAAAAUCAAGUGUCCUAAGAUGAAAUUUUAAAUCAAUCCUUCGAUCCUGGCAAUAACCCAGUUCUUUCAGAUAUUAGAUUUUUGUAGAAUCAAAAAGGAUCUUAAAUUUAAAAUGUAGUUCUUGACUUUAAUAAGAAGGGAAAUAACUCAUCAAAAUCAUAUCAAGAUAAUAUAGAAAACGAAGAAGAUCAUGAUAGUCCUUAAAAUUAAUCUAAGUCAAUAAAUUCAAGUUUUGAAAAUGUCAAAAACGAUAAAAAUCAAUGA
Messenger RNA from Tetrahymena thermophila SB210, 1761 nucleotides. RefSeq names its product transporter, monovalent cation:proton antiporter-2 (CPA2) family protein. The transcript has 2 exons. Gene Ontology annotation, biological process: proton transmembrane transport; regulation of pH; sodium ion transport. Gene Ontology annotation, molecular function: sodium:proton antiporter activity. The record is from RefSeq and is a predicted model, not a curated record. NCBI's taxonomy places the organism in Eukaryota, Ciliophora, Oligohymenophorea, Hymenostomatida, Tetrahymenidae. Gene Ontology annotation, cellular component: membrane.